This is a messenger RNA of Phialemonium atrogriseum, 195 nucleotides long. RefSeq lists its product as uncharacterized. The coding region runs from base 1 to 195 and encodes 64 amino acids. NCBI's taxonomy places the organism in Eukaryota, Fungi, Ascomycota, Sordariomycetes, Cephalothecales, Cephalothecaceae. The transcript is spliced from 2 exons. The record is from RefSeq and is a predicted model, not a curated record.
AUGGCUGCAAACCUCGCUUCCAGCGACCUCCCACUCGCCAACCCAGUAUGGGGCGCGUUGCCCGUUGAGCAGUACCUAAUCCAAAACUGGUCGGACGAGUCCCCAACCCCGCCCGCCUCCCAGAGGCGCGCCCUCCUUCGCCGGCUGGCCUUCGAGCACGACGCCCUUCCCGCGUCGUGCCGCACGACAUUGUAA